Messenger RNA from Kogia breviceps (pygmy sperm whale), 889 nucleotides. RefSeq names its product zinc finger protein 428 (gene ZNF428). The record is from RefSeq and is a predicted model, not a curated record. Lineage: Eukaryota; Metazoa; Chordata; Mammalia; Artiodactyla; Physeteridae.
GUCGAUGGCCCGACUCAGCCCCUCUUCCCACUAUGCUACAGGAAUGGUCUCUCUCGCCGCGCAAGCGCCCUAGGCUCUUCACGCCCCUCGCACUCCCUUCUACCCCACUUGCAGCGCAGGCGCAAAGCCUGGGCGUGCAGCCGCUGCCGCCGAGCCGGAGCUGGGGCCGCCAGCGCCGCAUCCUUCUCUACCUGCUGACAUCCUGCAUCAGAGGACUUGUGGCCUACGUGUGGCUGGGGAAAGCUGGCCAGGGAGGGACACUGCCCAGCUGCUGCUCUGCUCCUGUCUCCUGUCCCCUCCCCUGGCCAUGACAGAAACCCGUGAGCCAGCUGAGACUGGGGGCUACGCCAGCCUGGAGGAAGACGAUGAGGACCUCUCUCCAGGCCCCGAGCAUUCCUCUGACUCCGAAUAUACUCUCUCAGAGCCGGACUCCGAAGAGGAAGAAGAUGAGGAGGAGGAGGAAGAGGAGACCACUGAUGAUCCCGAAUAUGACCCCGGCUACAAGGUGAAGCAGCGCCUGGGGGGGGGCCGGGGGGGCCCAUCCCGCCGGGCCCCCCGUGCAGCCCAGCUCCCGGGCCCCCCAGCCCAGCCCUGCCAGCUCUGUGGCCGCUCAGCCCUUGGGGAGGCCCCACCGGGCACCCCACCUUGCCGGCUCUGCUGCCCCGCUACAGCCCCCCAGGAAGCGCCAGCUCCUGAAAGCAGGGCCCUCGGGGAGGAAGAGGAGGAGCCGCCUCGGGCUGGGGAGGGCCGACCAGCUGGGAGGGAGGAGGAGGAGGAGGAGGAAGAGGAGGAGGAGGGCACCUACCACUGUACCGAGUGCGAGGAUUCCUUUGACAACCUCGGGGAGCUGCAUGGGCACUUCAUGCUGCAUGCCCGGGGUGAGGUGUAG